Molecule: messenger RNA, 1423 nt
Organism: Microtus ochrogaster (prairie vole)
Lineage: Eukaryota; Metazoa; Chordata; Mammalia; Rodentia; Cricetidae
Gene: Ube2a
Product: ubiquitin conjugating enzyme E2 A
Source: RefSeq, a predicted model, not a curated record
GCCCCCGUCUACUCAGGGGUGGUGCUUAGCCGGCGCCAGACCGACCCUCGGCUUCGGAGAGGCAGUGCUGUCCCUCUUGGCGCUCCCUCGGCGGUUUCGGCUCCCUCAGCUUCCUCAGGGAGUGCAGACCCUGGUUUAUGCCCCAGUUCUGACCCCGCUAGAGACAUGUCGACCCCGGCCCGGCGGCGCCUCAUGAGGGACUUCAAGAGGUUACAAGAGGACCCUCCGGCAGGAGUGAGCGGGGCUCCAUCAGAGAACAACAUAAUGGUUUGGAACGCGGUCAUUUUUGGGCCCGAAGGGACCCCAUUUGAGGAUGGAACAUUUAAACUUACAAUUGAAUUUACUGAAGAAUAUCCGAAUAAGCCACCUACUGUUAGAUUUGUCUCUAAGAUGUUUCAUCCUAAUGUCUACGCAGAUGGUAGUAUAUGUCUGGAUAUACUUCAGAACCGUUGGAGUCCAACUUAUGAUGUGUCUUCCAUUUUAACAUCCAUACAGUCUCUAUUGGAUGAACCUAAUCCCAAUAGUCCAGCCAACAGCCAGGCUGCCCAGCUGUACCAGGAGAACAAGCGGGAAUAUGAAAAGCGUGUUUCUGCAAUAGUAGAACAAAGCUGGCGUGAUUGUUGACUCAGGGUAGAACAAACGAAGAGGCUGGCCAUAAGAAAAAUGUAUAUUGAUGAAUUCAUCUGCUUCCUAUUCCUAAUUCAUUACAUUUACUUUAUUAAAAACAAAAUAGCUGUUGUGCUGUUUCUGUCUUCCCUUGCCAAGUUUUUCUUCCCCUUUCUGUCCUCCUUUGGAGCAUCAGAGAUUCCAUUUGAAGUCCAAUGUACUGUACCUGGGUUACUUGCAAACAUUACUACUGCAUAUGUCCCUUUGUUGUAUCUCAUUUCCAUCCUCCAGCCUCUAAGCAGUUAUCAGGUUACUGUACUUUUUAUACUAAGCUUUUAAGAGAAACUGUUGUGUAUACCCGUGACCAGGAUGUUAUUUGUAACUAAAUGAUUGCUGCUGUGUUUCAUCCUGGCCAGUUUUUCCUUGUGUUCAAUUUGGCAAAGAAUGUAUUUAGGAUAUGACCUAAAGAAAACAGGAAUGCAUCCAUGUAAACAUCUUAAAGGGGAAGGAAAACGGAAAGAUUCUAUACUCAUUGUAAAGCAAUAUGAAUUACAAGAUGGCACUUAUUGGUAGCAAGGACUAAAGGACCUAGCUAACAAAUGGAAGCAACUUUAAUAACUGACAUAGUCCACUUUUUGUAAGAUAAUCAUUAUGCAAAUGCAUUAUGUUUCAGAAUCCGGGCCUUUGGAGCUUUGUGCUUUUUAAAGAGGUGUGAAAACAGGACUAGAAGCUAUUGUUUUUAAGUUAGGAACCAGAAGAUCCUCAAAUCUUUUUAAAGGAACAGUAUUGCCCUAAAUAAACUUUUCUUUUUAUGACU